AUGGCGUCAUUAGGAGAUAUAAUUAAGUUAGGUAAGGAGAUCGGAUUGGAAGGAGAAGAUUUGAGAAACUUCGCGUUAACAAGAGAACAAGAACUGAAGGAAGAAAAGCACGCAGGAUGGGAUCAAGAUGUAUGGGCUGUUAGUCUAUCGUCACUUUUGCAAGGAAAAGCAUUAGAGGCUUAUCAGCAUUUAUCUCCCACCGAAGUAAAAGACUAUGAAUCUGUUAAAGGAGCCUUGCUCAAAUGUUUUCAGUGUACGGCUGAAGGUUAUCGCUCUAGAUUUAGAAAUGCUAAAUUUUUCAAAGGUGAAUCCGGUAUGCAGUUUGGUAAUCGCUUGAAGAACUACUUGAAACGGUGGAUUGAUCUGUCAGGGGGAGAGAAGUCGUACGAUGGAUUGAUGGAUUUAGUGCUCAUGGAACAAUACAUGAAUGCGUGUGAUAAGAGUAUGAUUCUAUUCUUAAAAGAACAUGAAGUUAAGAAUUUUGAAGAUCUAAUUAAAUAUGCAGAAUUGUAUGUUGAAGCGCACGGUAAUCCGAGCAAGAAAUUUGUUGAACGAGAGGUUAGAGUUGUGAAGGAAAUGUCGCACAUCGAGUCUAAAGUUCAGGAUGCGUCAAGUGCAGGAGUGUCUGGUGUUCAUAAGGGUCAGUUUCGUAAAUGCUUUGUGUGUGGUGGUUCGAAUCAUUUGUCGCGUGAUUGUUUCUAUAAGUAUGGUGCGAAACCUAAGGAUAGAUCUGCGAAAGGCAAGGGUGAGAGUAUGGCUGCUUUUGCUGCUAAGCAUGGAAGGUUGAAUGUUGCAAGAGGUGAGGUCGAAGGUGUAGCUGUGAAUGUGUUGCGAGAUCAAGGGUGUGAUACUGUUUUGGUUAAAACUAGUCUAGUGCCGAGGUGCAGAUUUACAGCUAAUGUUCGAGUGAAGUGUCCAUUCUAUGUCGGAGGUACUUUGGCUGCUUGUUUGGAAAAUCCCGUGUAUGAUUUGGUGAUAGGUCAGGUGGAAGGUGUUAGAGACGGAGAAACUGUCAAAUUAGGAGCCGUAACGACUCGACAGCAAGAAAAGCAGAGUAAAAUCAAAUUAGCUCCAAAGCUAAAGGUAAAGGAGGUGCUUGCUGAAAUGAAAGAUAAUAAUUUAGCUGAACAACAGAAGUAUGAUGUAACAUUAAAUAACAUACGAAAAUACGCGGAAAGUAAAAGGAGAUUUCAGAAGUCUGAUAAUGAAUAUCAUGAAUUUAUAGUAAAGAAAGGAAUUUUGUACAGGAGGGUAGUUCACGCAGAUAAUGUCACUGAACAAUUAGUUGUCCCGAGCGAGUCGAGGAAUGCAGUUAUGGAGAUAGCCCAUAGUUCACUGAUGUCAGGUCACUUGGGAAUAAAGAAAACGCUCACGAGAAUUCAAAAUAAAUUCUUUUGGCCCGGUAUGUCGUCUGAGGUGGCCAGGUUUUGUCGGUCAUGCGAUCCAUGCCAGCGCACCGUUGACAAGGGAAGAGUGUCACGCGCGAAACUAGGCAGAAUGCCGAUGAUCACCGAACCAUUUCAGAGAGUGGCUGUAGAUAUCGUCGGACCCAUCGAACCGCGCGCAGAUGACGGGUCGCGCUACAUCCUCACUAUUGUAGACUACGCCACACGCUAUCCCGAAGCCAUCCCGCUAAAGAAUGUGGAAACCGUGAGUGUCGCGGAAGCGUUAAUGUCUGUUUUCAGCAGAGUCGGAAUACCCAAGGAGAUCAUGAGCGAUAAGGGGAGUCAGUUCCGGUCAGAUGUGAUGAAGGAAUUUAAUAGGUUGCUAUCGAUAAAGGGUAUUAGCACGACACCGUACCAUGCAAUGUGCAAUGGAUUAGUAGAACGGUUUAACGGGGUGCUAAAGAAAAUGUUAAAAAGAAUGUGCGCAGAGCAACCGAAACAAUGGCCUAGAUAUAUUGCUCCGUUACUAUUUGCCUAUCGUGAUGUUCCCCAGGCCAGCACCAAGUUUUCACCUUUCGAACUCAUCUAUGGCCAUACCGUUCGAGGGCCACUUAGCUUGUUGAAGGACCUGUGGGAAGCGAGCGAGCGAAAUAUCACGGACGAAACUAGGACCGCAUACGAAUAUGUAAUCAAUUUGCGAGAGAGACUAGCGGAGACCUGCAAAGUAGCCCAGGAAGAAUUGCAGAAAGCAGGUGAUUCCUACCAGUAUUAUUAUGACAGGAAAGCAAAGAUAGAUACUUAA
This is a messenger RNA of Penaeus vannamei (Pacific white shrimp), 2187 nucleotides long. Lineage: Eukaryota; Metazoa; Arthropoda; Malacostraca; Decapoda; Penaeidae. The record is from RefSeq and is a predicted model, not a curated record.